AUGAGGGCCUGUUCCUCUACAUCAGGCCAGACCCAGAGCGAGGCCUUCGGAAGUGAUGCCCUGGAGAGCACGGGGCCAGCACCGCCUGGACGGUACCCAGCAGCCUUCCCAGCCCAGCUCUACCAGCUUCCCUGGCCACAUGGCACCUACAUAGCCUAUGACACAGGUUCCAGUGCUGUGACUAUAAAUGCUCUUAGCCUGUCACCCACGGGACACAACGUGAGGAGAAAAAGAAAGUCUUCGAGGAGAGGAGAUGAAGUCCCUGGGGCUGCCUCGAGGCCGCUGGGGCUCUGGGUGGCCAACACCCCGAGGGGCAUGCACAGCGUCCCUCUGACCUUGGAGCAGGCGGGCAAAGUCGGCGUACAGCAGCAGGGUGGGGAGGGCUGGGCAGUGUCCUGGAGGACUUCCCCCUCAUGAUCUCACGAUGGCCGGGUGUGACAAUGGGAAGCUCUGGCAGAAUCUCAGCCACCACCAGGGGCAACCAUACUCACCAGGAAGGACCACCCGGCCAAGAACCUGGCACGCACGAGGAGGAUGCAUGGUACGACCCUCUACGAAUUCACGCCCCUGACAUUUGUCUUGCCAAUGACACAGGUGCUAGGUGCCCAGCCCAGCCAGUGGAUCUGCAAGUGGGCAGGACCGUCCCGCCCGGGGAGGGGUAUCAUAAUACUCAGUGACAUUGGGGAUCUCAUCUUCAAUGCCACCCGUGUGGUGCAGAAGCACAUCUGCAACCCCUUUCUAGUGGGGGGACACUAAUGCCACCUCCGCAUCUACGUCUGUGCCACCGGCUUCAGGCCUUUGACCAUUAGCAUGUAUUGGGAGGGGCUGGUGUGAUUUGCUGCUGGAAAGUUCGGCCUCAGUAAUCUGCAAGACUAUCACUCCCAUUUGACCAACAGCAGUAUCAGCAAGACUGGGGCGUCCUCUGAGAAGAUCAAAGAGGCGGUAGGUCAAGGCUACAAGUGGACCCUCGGUAGGCUCUUCUCCUACCUGCAGAAUGGGGAUGUGGACCAUCUGCUGCUGUGGCAGAAGAUCAACUGCACGGUCACCCUCACGGCCCUCGGCGCUCCGUCAGUCCCCUUUGCCACCGACUGCUUCUAGCUCUUUGGGUUUGACACACUCAUUGACAACUUGAAGCCAUGGCUCUUAGAAGUCAACUACAGCCCUGCCCUGUCUCAGAGGAGUCUCAUCCAUGAUGUUACUGAACUCAUUUUCUUAACUGGCUUAAAAAAUGAAGAGAAGGCCGGACACGGGCUAGGCAGCAGAUGCCCGGAAGGCAACUUUGUCCCUAUCAAUGAGGCAACUUUUGGGGCUUCCAGAAAUGGAUGAAAUGUCAAAAGAAUAAUCCAUGAGCUCCAGAAACUAGUGAAUAAACUGCUCUCAAGUAGUGAAAAGUAA
Molecule: messenger RNA, 1395 nt
Organism: Jaculus jaculus (lesser Egyptian jerboa)
Lineage: Eukaryota; Metazoa; Chordata; Mammalia; Rodentia; Dipodidae
Gene: Ttll2
Product: tubulin tyrosine ligase like 2
Biological process (GO): microtubule cytoskeleton organization; protein polyglutamylation
Cellular component (GO): cilium
Molecular function (GO): tubulin-glutamic acid ligase activity; tubulin binding
Source: RefSeq, a predicted model, not a curated record